UUUUUCUAAAAUGUCUAAAUAAGUAUACACAUUUAAAAAGGAAAAGUGCUACCUGUGACUGCGAGAGUCAUUGUCUUUGGAAGGACUCAAUAAUGAAAUACAGGUGGUGUCGUAAAGAUGAUGACUAGCUGAGAUGGUAGUUGGGUGUUCAUUGAAUGUUGCUUUUACUUUCCCCAGCCCAUGCACUAACUACAUGGAAGUAGAAAACCAAACAAAAGUUUUUGAAUUCUUCCUGCUGGGCCUCUCAGAGGAUUCUGAACAUCAGCCCCUCUUCUUUGGACUCUUCCUGUCCAUGUACCUGGUCACUGUGCUUGGGAACCUACUCAUCAUACUGGCCGUCAGCUUUGACCCCCACCUCCACACCCCCAUGUACUUCUUCCUCUCCAACCUGUCCUUUGUUGACAUCUGUUUCAUCACCACCACAGUCCCAAAGAUGCUGGUGAACAUCCAGACACAGAGCAAAGUCAUCUCCUACAUAGGAUGCCUCACUCAGGUGUAUUUCUUCAUGAUUUUUGCUGGACUGGACAAUUUUAUCCUGUCCUUGAUGGCUUAUGACCGGUUUGUGGCCAUCUGUCACCCCCUGCACUAUACAGUCAUCAUGAACCCCCAGCUCUGUGGAUUCUUGGUUCUGAUGUCUUGGGUCAUCAUUUUCUGGGCCUCUCUGCUUCAUAUUCUAUUGAUCAGACAGCUGAAAUUCUGCAUAGGCACUGAAAUUCCACACUUCUUCUGUGAACUGGCUCAGAUUAUCAAAUCAGCCUGUUCUGAUACCCUCAUCAUUAACAUCUUCUUGUAUGUGUUGACUGUCCUGCUAGCUGUGUUUCCGCUAUUAGGGAUCCUCUUCUCUUACUCUCAGAUUGUCUCGUCUUUAAUGAGCAUGUCCUCUGCUGGGGGAAAGUAUAAGGCAUUUUCCACCUGUGGGUCUCACCUGUCCGUGGUCUCCUUGUUCUAUGGAACAAGCCUUGGGGUUGGCCUCAGUUCUACUGUGAUCCAUUCUUCCCAGAGAGUCUCUAUUGCCUCAGUGAUGUACACUGUGGUCACACCCAUGCUGAACCCCUUCAUAUACAGCCUAAGGAAUAAAGACAUGAAGGGAGCCCUGGGAAGGAUGCUUCGUAGAGCAGCCUCUUAA
Messenger RNA from Loxodonta africana (African savanna elephant), 1126 nucleotides. Its product is annotated as olfactory receptor 7D4-like. The record is from RefSeq and is a predicted model, not a curated record. NCBI's taxonomy places the organism in Eukaryota, Metazoa, Chordata, Mammalia, Proboscidea, Elephantidae. The transcript has a single exon. Gene Ontology annotation, cellular component: plasma membrane. Gene Ontology annotation, biological process: G protein-coupled receptor signaling pathway. Gene Ontology annotation, molecular function: G protein-coupled receptor activity; olfactory receptor activity. The coding region runs from base 134 to 1126 and encodes 330 amino acids.